CUGACCCAUGGAGCUUUUCUGGGAAUUACAAUUAUAAAAUGUCAGUUUCAACAUAUACCAUGAACAAAGCCAUGCUAAUUAUCCUGGUCUGGAGUCUCUGUCAUCUAGUAGCUCUGGAAGGACAGCCAAUUAGCAAGAGGUCCAUCAGUGAAGUCCAGCUGAUGCACAAUGUUGGAGAACAUAAGCAAGUGGUUGAAAGACAGGACUGGCUCCAAGUAAAGCUGAAGACUAUAAUCAUACCUUCUAUUAAUGAGUCACAAAAAGGACAAAAAGGAAAAAGCAGGACACAUUCUUCAGAUUUGAAUGCAUGGAACAGUCCGAUCAGGAUCUCAAGUUAACAUUGGAAACUUUGUUAUCCAUGUGUUUUGUCUUACUUAGAUUUGGAACGGAUAUGUUUAAGAGUAUUUAAAUGUCUCUACAGAAAAAGAUACAUUGCCCCAUUGCUGAUAAAGUGCACUAAU
Trichomycterus rosablanca is the source of this 461-nucleotide messenger RNA. It is a transcript of the gene pth1b, whose product is annotated as parathyroid hormone 1b. Gene Ontology annotation, cellular component: extracellular region. The transcript is spliced from 3 exons. The record is from RefSeq and is a predicted model, not a curated record. Bases 39 to 338 code for a protein of 99 amino acids. Gene Ontology annotation, biological process: intracellular calcium ion homeostasis. Lineage: Eukaryota; Metazoa; Chordata; Actinopteri; Siluriformes; Trichomycteridae. Gene Ontology annotation, molecular function: hormone activity.